Camponotus floridanus (Florida carpenter ant) is the source of this 2566-nucleotide messenger RNA. RefSeq names its product protein vestigial (gene vg). Lineage: Eukaryota; Metazoa; Arthropoda; Insecta; Hymenoptera; Formicidae. The record is from RefSeq and is a predicted model, not a curated record. Bases 913 to 1971 code for a protein of 352 amino acids. Gene Ontology annotation, cellular component: nucleus. The transcript has 7 exons. Gene Ontology annotation, biological process: regulation of transcription by RNA polymerase II.
GUCGAGUCUGGGGGGUUUCAGUCUGUGUUCACCCAUGAGAGACACACCACCAGCGGCGACACGCUCCGCUCACAUUGCGAGGGUGAGGGCUCGUUUUUCGCUCGCCAACUGGUCGUCCUUUGCCACUUGUCUUCCGCGUUGAAUUCAAACACAUCGCGAUCGGAGUCUUACCGCCGUAGAGGAUCUAAACGAGAGUAAAUCGGUUCAUCAAGACCGCGGCGAAAAAAACCGUGGAAUAAAUUGUGAGAGGAAUUGUACGUGUCAUCUUGAACUGCAGGUGGUCCUGCAUAUGACGUAUGAAAUGAAGUGUCAGAAGCGGUGACAACAGUUCUGUUACUAGCUAAGUGAAGUGUCAAUGAAGUGUUAAUAAAAAAAAAUUAGACAGCCUGAGACAAUUAAACAAAUCUCUUCAUCGAUACAAACUGCAAUUGAGAACAAUUAAAAUUUAUCAAAUUAAGAAUCAUGAAGAAAAUCGUGCGCGUUAUUAAAAGUAAUCUUACACGAUAAGUUGAUCCGUAUUGGAAAGUUUCGGAAACAGAUACCUGAAAGGAAAAAAGUUUUGAAUAGAAAAGAAAACUUACAAGUAUUUAAUUAUUGGCAAAAAAAAAUUCGAAGUCAAGUUUCUGAAAACAAAAUCAUAGAAGAAAAAUUUUCAUGAGGACUGUUACUGGGCAUAUGCCUAGCAUAUGCCUUCGUUUAUCUUGUACAUCUUCGUAGAAUUCUUUCACGGACUGUUAUCCUUAGUGUCGAAUCUAGUGAUUUCGAAUGACUCUUCACGCUUGAGCCGAUCGAGGUGCGCCAUUGACGGAGUUGGAGGACGAGUUAAGGAGUGGUGUUAUUCAAAAGGGUGGUGCGACGUUCGGGUACGCAAGUCUGCAGGCCAGCUCUGGGGUGCCGGGCCCGGGCGGGGUGAUGAGCUGCUCCGAUGUGAUGUAUCAAUAUUAUCCUUAUCUUUACCAGACCCACCGGCCACCGCCGCCGCAUCCGACCCACCCCCAUGCGGCCCCGCACAGUCACCCCCAUGCCAAUCCGCACGCGGCCCACCACAGCCCGGCCAGACCGGCGCCCUUUCAACCCUUCCCGGCGGCUACGGCGACGCAUCAGUAUGACAGGCUGAAUGUCCAUCAAAGGUCGUUGGAAGCAGCUGGUAUCGAGCUUUGCGGCACCGGCGGAAGUGUCCCUCAAGGUCAGCCGAGCAGCGCGGGUUCCGUAGGGUCCGCGCCAAGUCCCGCAUCCCCAAGGCCAACGCCGCAACCGCGACCACCCCUCGCAACCACCACCUCGCAACCCUCGCGAACACUAGACGAUGACAGGUCGACAGACGGCGUAGGUGCUGGUACCGCCACUGAGGACUCCGAAGACGGCGAGAGGGCAGCGCAAUACGUUAAUGCAAAUUGCGUAGUGUUUACGCAUUAUCGAGGCGACGCGGCGUCGGAAGUCGAGGAACACUUUCAGAGAGCCCUCGCUCACGACAAAUUAAAGGAAAAUAUCUCUCCCAUGUCCAUGAGGAAUUUCCCCCCUUCUUUUUGGAAUAGUCAGCAUCCCGGUGAUGUCUACGAGUACCCGACGGAUCCGUGGCAUUACCCGCAGUAUCACCACAGAGCUGUGCACGAGUACCACCACCACAAUAUGGCGGCAGCAGCGAGUUACGGUGGCCUUCUGCUUGGUGGUGCACGCGGCCUCGGUCAUCAUACAUCUCACCAUGCGGCGCAUCACGCGCACGCCGCAGCAUCCUACAAGGAGUGGACGUCGACGACGCCGUCGCAGUCCCUCGUCGACGCUUCCUCGGCGCCGCCCUAUCCUCACGGCCACUACGCACCCCUCUCCGGUAAGACUCGAGUCUCAAGUUCAAGAUUCCAAGGACCUCUACUGGUUCUAGGAUCAAGUGUUGCAGAUCGGCAGGAGGCAUGCAGUUUCCUUACAUUCAGAGGACGACUGAACGAUUGUGUUUCGAUUAAUGAGAAAAUUUAAUAACACAAUUCAUAAAUGAAACGUAAGAGGAAUGAGAACGUUGUUGAGCAAAAAUGACGACCGAGCAUUCGUCGUUGUCGUUUGUUCAUCGUUGUACAUAAUGUUACCUACAUCUUUUAAGGAUCUACUACUAGCAUAAAGAGGAUAGUAUUAGACGAAUUAUUUGCGCGCACUAUUACCUUUAUAGUGAUUGCUGUCUGACAUUAAAGAGAAAUUGGCCGUGGAAAUGCGAUCGAGAAUUGUCUUCAGCUGGUACAAUAGCGUAGCGCGAUCUAGAUCGUCAAGGCACAUCUAAAUUUUCCAAAUAAUUAUAUAAUGAUAUGUCUUCGAUUUUUGCUACAAGAUAUUAUCUUUGAAUUUCUUUAUUCAUUAAGAAGGCGAUGAUUAAAUGAAAAUAGCCUUCCUAUGAAUAUUCGAUAAAUUAUUAUAUUGGGUAUUGGUAAUUUAUUAAAAGUAAGUUAAAAACUUAAGAACUAUAAGAGAGAAAAAGAAAAACUCUUCUUUCAGAAUUUAAAUAGAGACAUUACACCGGAUUAACAAAUAAUUAUUUGGUAAAUUUAGCUGCCGAUUUAAGUGAAGUAUUUAUUGACCAAUG